This is a messenger RNA of Lichtheimia ornata, 8151 nucleotides long. RefSeq lists its product as uncharacterized. NCBI's taxonomy places the organism in Eukaryota, Fungi, Mucoromycota, Mucoromycetes, Mucorales, Lichtheimiaceae. Gene Ontology annotation, biological process: cellular response to amino acid starvation; regulation of translation. Bases 1 to 8151 code for a protein of 2716 amino acids. Gene Ontology annotation, cellular component: cytosol. The transcript is spliced from 14 exons. Gene Ontology annotation, molecular function: protein binding; protein kinase regulator activity. The record is from RefSeq and is a predicted model, not a curated record.
AUGGCCGACUCAUUAGAGCAAAGUGCCGAGCUGGCUUGGCCAGAAUUCAUAAAGACGAGAGUGCUCAACACCAUCACAAGCUCACGCGUCUCGGAUCGCCUCGACUUUAUUAACCACGCAUUACUGAUCCGCCUUCGCAGAAAAGAUCUUCCAAUCGAGGCAUUGCCAUCUUUAUUACACCUUAUCUUUUUAACGUACUCUCGCUAUCAUGAUCGAGAAUCGCGACGUGCCAUCCUGGAGGUGCUCAAAGAACUCGACAAUUGGAACGCAGAACACUUUCAAAAGACGAUUGUACCUGCACUUGUAAAGGAAGCAGAAAAGAUUGGCAAACGUACAUCGACAGGGGAUUCCAUCACGCCAUCAGGUGAUCGUUUCAACUUGUUGACAUGGAUCGAUUUGCUUCUUACACGUGUUCUUCAACAACAACAACAACAACAAAACACCACUGCUAUUACACAGCUCGUUAAUGCACAAGCGUUGUUACUCGACACUUUGGUUUGCGAUCAAGAUAGAAAGACCAUCUCAAAAAGUGCUUUGGUCGAAGUACGACGCACCAUUCGUCAAAACGCUUCAUUCAUUCCAACAUUGAUCGAUGCAGCACUUUCCAACGCACAACUUUGCACACCCUCUUAUCGCAAUGCUAUUCUUAUUGGCACCAUGAUCGACACGAGUUUACGGCUAAAGCAAAAGUGGGCUGAACAAGGGCAGCAAAUGAUUGUGGAUGCAAAGACCAAAUUGAACGAGUACUAUUUGAAGAAUAUCAUGUCCGCACGCACCGCAGCACCUGUACCAGUACUUGACGCAUUUGGCGAUUUUGUACACUCGUUUGUACCCGAGGAUUUGUUUACAAAGGAAUACGUGCCCGUGAUUGAAAAGAUCAUGCUCCGAUCCCCUGAAGUAGCAUUACGAGCCACCUCUCGUCUUGUUUUACGCCUGUCAUUCGAUCCAUCCACUUUAUUCGCCACCAAAUGGCUUGAUCCUGUACUCAAUCAUUUACGUUCAUCCUCGGCCAAUGUGCGUGCAGCAGCUACCAUGUUAUGGGAUUCGUUAGCGUUCAAGUGCAAAGAUGUCGAUUCGCUUGUCAAGGUGGCCACGGCUGUGAGCAAGUUAUUGACGACUGGCAAAGUGUCAUCUUGGGAACAUCGAAUUGUAGUAUUCAAUGCAUUAUCAGCACUUGCACAAUGUGAGGAGCCAUCCGUGAGUGAAAAGGCAUUGGAGGGUUACUUUACCAUGCUGGCCAAGGAAUCCAAUGAACAAGCCAUGUCAGCUGCUGUGGAUGGUACGGGCCGUCAUUUGUCUAUCUUGAUCUACAAUGAUGCCUACUGCAAGGACCAUAAGGCUAUCGUGGAUAAGGCUGUCAAGACAUCUUCCGAUGGAUUGAAAUCCACCAAAGCCAAUGCACGCAAGGGUUGGGCCGUCGCUCUUGGUGAUACGGUGUGGGCACAACGAAAGCCUAGUGACACUCUCAGCGCCAAUAUCAUCCCACUCGUUCAGAAUUUGUUUGCGACAUUUGACAAGAUUGUGGAUAAACCAUUGGUGUGGAAGGAUGGUCCAUUGGAAGCUUAUGUUCUUGUCGGCAUGGUAUCAGGUCGUAUCCAACAAUGGCCUACACAGCCCAUUGAUGAUUUGCUCAAGAAGCACAAGUACCCCUCCUCCUUGUUGGUGUCGAAUCCCAAGCCAAGCUUUUUAUUGUGGGAUCGUAUCUAUACAAAGGCUCUUACUGCUCCAGAAGGUCUUUGGUUGGUGCGUGCUUUGACAAGUGUGCUUGAACGUGAAUCCCUUGCUUCUCUCAAAUCGGGUGCUGGUUUCUUGUGUGCUCAAGCCCUUAUUUGGAUCCUCACCAGUCAUCCAGAACACACUGUACGUCGUGCUGCUUACUCUGAUGCCUCCGCUGUCACCAUGGUCGAUGCUGAUAAGAUGGGCACUUUUAUGAAAGAAGCCUUAACACAAUGGCUACUUGAUAUGGAAAGAAAGACCAAGGAUAGCACCGCUAUGGUUGCCAUGAACGCUGACAACUACCGUGAAUCCGUUGCAUCCUAUCGCACCGCCAGCGUACUCAAUGUUAUGACUUCUUUUGGCCCCGAUGUUCCUAUCGAGACUCGUGAAUCAGUUUUGGUCAACCUUAUGAUCCUUGCUCACCACAAAUACAUCGCAUCACCCAACGACAAGUACAACUGGAUCACGCUCAUGCAACGUGCAGGCAUCAACCCAGGCAAAUUGGUCAAGGAUCAUUCAUCGACUUUGAUGGAAUUAUUGAAAUCAGCAUUUGCUGCACGUGGUGAAUCUGAAAUGUUUUAUCAAGCGGCCCUUUCAGCUGUUUCUACACUCGCGUUUAUUCGUCCAAAGUUGAUUUCUUCAUUCAUCGAGCUUAUUCAAGACAACCUUGAUCCCAAGUUGAUGGAGGGUAUUGACGAUACCGAACGUUGCAUUUGGAAGACUCCCGAGGGUGAAGUUUACGUUGAUGUACUCAACAAGAACAAAAAGACAGUGGUUACCGAGAACCGUAAUCGUAAGGGAUACGCUGACGACAUGUGGGAACAAGAGCUUCGUGAAGAAUUGGCAAAGAAAAAGGGUCUCAAUACGCAAAAGAAAUUGACCAAGGAAGAGCAAUUGGCCGUCAAAGCGCAACUUAAAAAGGAAAGCGAGAUCCGUGCUCAUGUACAGGGUGUGUUUGACAAGCUGUCAUUGGGUCUUGCUCUUGUACGGUCUUUGGUAGCCGGCAACCGACCCGAUUUAUCCGCCAGCUUGGUAUCCCUUGUACGCACCCUGCUUGCCAUUGCUAAUGCCCGUGGUGGUAUUCUUGUGGGUGACAACUUGGUCGACACCUAUCUUGUCCUUGGCGAGUGUGUGGAUGAAGACAUCUAUGCUAUUCGCAGCGCCAUUGCCUUGUCAACUUUGCGGGCCAACAAAGUGUUCCCCAUCCCAUCACGCUGGUUAGACGAACCUCUCAACGAUUUGAUUGCUCGUGUAUUGUAUCGUUUGCGCUUCAUCACCGAAUCACGUCCAUUGGAACCUGCUACUUUUGGUUACUGUUUCCCCGUAUUGCAGCAAGUCAUUUUGCAAGGUGGUGUUGGAUGUGAUAAGAAGGAUUCGGAAGCUGCUAGUGAGCAAGUGGUGAUGGCUGUUGAUAUCAUUGGCUUCCAUUGCCCCAACGGCAGCUCCCCCAUGAUGCCACGCAAGGAAAUGAUUGACAGCCUCUUGUACAGCAUCAAAGAGUAUCCACCAAGCAGCAAAAAUGCAAAGGCAUCCGUUGUAGCAUUGUGUGAAUUCAUGAGUGAAGGUGACGUCGAUCGCUCCGAAAUCGAUACUCUCUUCCAAGGCUUGCUUUCGGAUGAAUCCUUGGUUCGCAACGCUGCCCUUCAAGGUUUGGAUCUUUUGGAUUUGACGGGCAUUGAAUACUCCCCCGAAUUGUGGUUGGUGUGCCAUGAUCAAAAUGAGCAGAACGCCGAUCUUGCCGAUGAGUUGUGGACCGAAUAUAGCAUGCAGGUGGUGCCUUCGUACAAGGAUCAACUCCUUGAUUAUGCAGUAUCCGAUUCGACCUAUAUUCGUACAUCGGCUAGCAAGGCUAUUGCAGAUGCACUUGAGAUCCACCCUGAUUCUGUUGUCGAUACAUUGGAAGCCAUUUAUGGCAUCUACAAGCAAAAGGCUGCAUCAUUGGAUCCCGAGUAUGACAAGUUUGGUAUGGUGAUCCCUGAGACUGUGAACCGUAAAGAUCCUUGGGAGGCUCGUUCUGGUCUUGCUCUUGUUCUCAAGCAAGCCGCACCCUACAUGCGUAUGGAAAAUGUGCCAGGCUUUUGCAACUUUUUGAUCCAAAAUGAAGCAUUGGGUGAUCGUGAUGAGACUGUACGCAAGCAAAUGCUUGAUGCUGGUUUGGCUGCUGUGAGUGUGUAUGGCAAACAAGGCGUACAAGAUCUGCUGGCAACAUUUGAGUCCUAUCUCAACAAAAAGGCUCCCGACAAUGAGACACACGAUUACAUUCGUCAAGCUGUUGUCAUUCUUUAUGGUGCUGCUGCUGGUUUCUUGGAUGAAGGUGAUCCCAAGGUCCAGGAUGCUGUUGACAAGUUGAUUGGUACAUUGGAUACGCCUUCCGAAGUGGUGCAAAGUGCUGUGGCCGAUUGUCUUCCUCCUCUUAUCAAAAAGAUCAAGCCCAACGUGCCAAAGAUCGUCGAAUCUCUCUUGCAAAAGUUGUUUGAAUCUGAAAAGUAUGCCCAACGUCGUGGUGCUGCUUAUGGUUUGGCUGGUGUCGUCAAAGGUCGUGGUAUCGUUGCUCUCAAGGAAUGCGAUAUUAUGACCACACUCAAGGAAGCUGCUGAAAGUAAAAAGGGAUUCCAAUAUCGCCAAGGUGCUCUUUUUGCAUUCGAGACUCUAUCGGCUACGUUGGGUCGCUUUUAUGAGCCAUACAUUAUCCAAAUUGUGCCAUACCUGUUGUCGUGCUUUAGUGAUGCCAACAUGGAUGUACGUGAAGCUGCUUCAGAUGCUGCACGUGUUAUCAUGAGCAAGAUCAGUGGUCAUUGUGUGAAGCAAAUCCUACCCUCCAUUCAAGAUGGUCUUGAGGAAAGACAAUGGCGUACCAAAAAGGCUUCGGUGGAAUUGCUUGGUGCUACUGCCUAUUGUGCUCCUAAGCAAUUGUCCGUAUCACUCCCCAACAUUAUCCCACGUAUCACUGAUGUCUUGGCUGAUACCCAUUCGCAAGUCCAACAAGCUGCCAAUCGAUCUUUGCAACUCUUUGGUGAAGUCAUUAGCAACCCUGAGAUCCAAGAACUUGUGCCUGUAUUGCUUGAUGCGCUUAGCGAUCCUAACCGUAAGACCAUGUCAGCGCUUACAUCCUUGUUGCGUACGUCGUUUGUACACUACAUUGAUCCUCCCUCACUUGCCCUUGUGAUGCCUAUUCUUGAACGUGGUUUACGUGAACGUGGUACUGAAGUCAAGACGAAGGCUACUCAAAUUGUGGGCAACAUGGCAUCGCUCACUGAUCAACGCGACUUGACUCCAUAUUUGCCAAUCUUGUUGCCAGGCGUCAAACAAGUGUUGGUUGAUCCUGUACCUGCUGCACGUGGUACCGCUGCCAAGGCACUUGGUAGUUUGGUUGAGAAAUUGGGUGAAGAUACCUUCCCUAAUCUCGUGAUGGAGUUGCUUGAUACGCUCAAAACGGAUACGGGUGGUGUGGAUCGACAAGGUGCUGCUCAAGGUCUUUCCGAAGUACUUGCAGGUCUUGGUUUGGAGAGACUUGAUGAUGUGUUGCCUGAAAUCAUUGCCAAUGCCGACAGCCCUCGUCCCUAUGUUCGUGAAGGUUUUAUUUCAUUGCUGGUCUAUUUGCCUGCUACUUUUGGUGGUCGCUUCCAACCCUAUCUUGGUCGUAUCAUUCCUCCUAUUCUUAUGGGUUUGGCCGACGAAUCAGAGUUUGUGCGUGAUGCAUCUUUGCGUGCUGGUCGUAUGAUUGUCAUCAACUAUGCUACCAAGGCUGUCGACUUGUUGUUGCCGGAACUUGAAAAGGGAUUGUUUGAUGAUAGCUGGCGUAUUCGUCAAAGCUCUGUACAGCUUGUGGGUGAUUUGUUGUUCCGUAUCACGGGUAUCACCAACCCCAACAGCAAGUUCCAGGCUCUUGGUAACGUUGAGGAGAUCAAGGAAGAUGAUGAAGGUGAAGAUGGUUACACUGGUGCUGCUGAAGGUGGCAAGAAGCAACUUGUCGAUCUUCUCGGCAAGGAACGUCGUGAUCGUAUCUUGGCUGCCCUUUACAUUAUUCGCCAAGACAGCUCUGGUCAAGUGCGUCAAUCCGCUUUGCAAGUGUGGAAGGCUCUUAUUUCCAACACACCUCGCACCGUCAAGGAGAUUAUGUCUGUGAUGAUGUCGCUCAUUAUCAAGAAUUUGGCUGGUUCCAGCUACGAGUUACGAGCCGUAUGUGCUCGCACUUUGGGCGACUUGGUGCAAAAGCUUGGAGAGCAAUUACUUGCCGAAAUCAUUCCUUUGUUGGAAGAAGGCAUGGAUUCACCCGAUGAAGCUACACGUCAAGGUGUCACUAUUGCAUUCAGCGAAUUGAUGACAGCUGCUGGCAAGGUGCAAGUUAUGGAUUUCGCACACCAAAUCAUUCCUGCUGUUCGCAAGGCUCUUUCCGAUCCAUCACCCGAAGUACGCGAAGCUGGUGCUCGAGCAUUCGAUACGCUUCAUCAAAACGUUGGUGCUCGUGCCAUCGACGAGAUUUUGCCUGCAUUGCUCAACCAGCUUACUUCUUCGACCGAGUCUUCUACUUUUGCUCUUUCAGCACUCAAGGAAAUUAUGGCUGUUCGUGCCAAUGUGGUGUUCCCAGUAUUGAUCCCUACUUUGAUCACUGUACCUAUCACGCCAUUCAAUGCUCGUGCCUUAGCAUCACUUGUCACAGUGGCUGGCCCAGCUCUCAACCGCCGUUUGACAACUAUCCUAUCAGCCAUUGUUGAAACACGCAUGAUUGAUAAUGAUCCCGAACUCGACAAGGAGCUUUCUGCAACUACCGAAGCCAUGUUGGUAUCCUUGGAUGAGGAGGAUGGCUUGCCUACUUUGGUUGCCACAUUGCAAGAAUACGCUCGUAGCGACAACCCCAAGAAGCGUAAGGUGGCAUGCGAUAUGACAGCGUCUUUGUACACGGACAGCAAGCUCGAUGCCUCAGCUUAUGUACCCGAUUGGAUUGGUACUUUGGUGUCAUUGUUUACUGAUUAUGCUGAAGAAGUUAUUCGUGCAUCAUGGGCUGCUCUCAAUGCUGUUACCAAAUCCGUCCCCAAGAGUGAAUACGAAGAGUUGGUCGCCCCUACAAGACAAGCUGUUCGCAGUGUUGGUGUUGCUGGUACCGAUGUGCCAGGUUUUUGUUUGACCAAGGGCAUUGGUCCUUUGUUGCCUAUUUUCUUGCAAGGUUUGAUGAAUGGCUCUUCGCAGACACGUGAACAGGCAGCAUUGGGUGUUGGUGAUCUCAUCAAUCGUACUUCAUCGGAUGCGCUCAAGCCAUUUGUCACCCAAAUCACCGGUCCUCUUAUCCGUAUCAUUGGUGAUCGUUAUCCCCCUCAAGUCAAGGCUGCUAUUCUUCAAACAUUGAGUCUACUCCUGACUAAGGUACCCAUGCAUCUUAAGCCUUUCCUUCCACAACUGCAACGCACCUUUAUCAAAUCCUUGUCCGAUCCUACAAGCAACAUUGUGCGAUCCCGUGCAGCUAAUGCACUUGGUAUCUUGAUCACUUUGCAAACGCGUGUGGAUCCUUUGGUGGCUGAAUUGGUGUCUGGUAUUCGUACAAGUGAAGCUAGUAUCAAGGAGACCAUGAUGAACGCUUUGCAAAACGUGGUAUCCAAAACAGGAGCUGAUCUCAGCGAGACAUCCAAACGCAGCGUGAUUUCGGUGAUUGCUGAUGGACUUUCGGAUAAUGCCGAUACUGGUAUGAUGGCAUGUGCAGCUCGUUUGUUGGGUAGCUUGGCCAAGGCAUUAGCUCUUGAAGACACCCGUGCCACUGUUCAAGACCACGUGCUUUCUGAAUCGGCACCAUUGUAUGGCUCGCUUAUGGCUAUCAAUGCAUUGCUCGCUGAUACACCCACUUUGCUCGAAGAUCUCGGCAUUGUUGACCAAGUUGUGGAGCGUGUUAUUGAAGCUUCAGAGAAUGAUAAGGAUUACAUACCCGAGGCAGCCCUCACAGCAGCAGGCAAGCUGCUGCUUACCGACUACUUCCAAAAUGAAGAGGUUAUCAACCGCCUUGUUCCUGCAUUGGCUCGAGUGAUUGCUUCCUCAAGUGCUGGUGCUGGUGAAAAGAAGCGUGUCGCUUUGGUUGUCUUGCGUGCCGUUGGAAGAAAUCAUGCCAGUUUGCUUGAACCUUUCUUGGAUCAGUUGAUACCACCCAUGAUGAACUGUGUCCGUGAACGCAACAUCCCAGUGAAGCUGACGGCCGAACGUGCAUUGAUGUAUACUCUUCAACUCCAUGCUAGUGAAGCUGUCUAUGAGCGUUACCUUUCAUCGGUUGAUGCUACCACCCAAAAGCAGAUUUCGGAUUACCAUCGCCGUGUUCUCAGCAAACUUGUACAACAGGAACACCAACGUGUUAGUCAACUCCAUGGUUCUCUCGAUGAACAAGCCGAGGAAGAAGAUGCAGAAGUUUGGCAAAUCGGAUCUUUGCAACGAUUCAAUGACGAAGACGAUGAAUAA